AUGAACGACGCUCUCGAAGCAGCGGCUGCGUACCUGAAGACGACUCAAUUCGAACUUGAGCUAGCUAAAGCUCAAUUACAUAAUGCUGAGGCGGCCUACCAAAGCGCCAAACAUAUUCACGGCGCUCUAGGAGCAUCUCAAACGGCUGCUGUACUCGGGAGUGAAAGCCAUUCAGAACGACUCCACGCGCUGCUGAAGCCGCGGGAUACUGCCAUAUACUUUGCAAGCGACGCGGAUGGGAAGCCUUGGUAUAUCAAGGCCGGCAUCGACACAAGUCUGUCCUCUUGCCCAUUCGUCUGGUUGCAGACUGGCGCGCCAACUACGACCGGAGAGCCUCACAUAUGUAUUACUUUCAAGCCUGCCUUCUAUGGCGAUACAAUCAAUCAAACGCACAGCAGUCAGGCUAUCCCGCGACGCAGAGAAGCAUUGGAGGCUUUCAAUGGAUCUGUAAAUUAUGAGCUUGUGUCACUCUGGCUUCAAAAAUGUUCUAAUGAACAUGGUCACGAAUGUCAGGUGGAUGAUAACGUAUCAGGGCUACCUGUAGAGAUUUACCUCAUUGACGUAAAGAAAAGAGCCCUUGUCCGCCAUCGUAAGGGGGACCGCUUCGUUGCUCUCAGUUAUGUCUGGGGAAAGGAGUCGAGAUCGGAUAGGUCUGAUACCAUUCCGGGCGAAGACAUAGCCAUCGCCAUCAAAGAAAAUGGUGAAAUAGACGAGGCUCAGGAAUUGGCAACACCAUUGCCUCAAACAAUGGAAGACGCAAUACGGUUUGUGAAACACAUCGGCGAACGUCUUCUUUGGAUCGACCAGAUAUGCAUUAAUCAGCGACUAGAUGGACACAAGCAAGAACAGAUCAACAUCAUGGAUCAGAUUUUUGCAUCGGCAUUUCUAACCCUCGUCAGCCUGGAUGGACCGAAUGCUGACUGGGGGUUGCCCGGAGUGUCAAGACCCUUACUACAGACCCAGCAGCCGACUGUAAGGCUUGAUCAAGGGCAAUUGAUGGCUACUUUCAUCUACUCCAAUUGGGACAAUCACGGCAAAUCAGUCUGGGACAGUAGAGGAUGGACAUUGCAGGAACGUCUCCUCUUUCGGAAGUGCAUCAUCUUCGCCAAAACCCACGUCUCUAUGACCUGUCGCACGGAAUUCUUCCAUGAUUGUCUUGCGCUGGACUCAACAAGCAAGGGCGUGGAAACUUGGCUCGGCGACGAUUUCUUUAGAGAAGACGGCUCUGGCAUCAACCUCGAUGAUACAGACUGGGACUUCAAGAACUACGAUGCACUGAUCUCUGUGUUCACGGGCCGAGAGUUGACAUAUCCAUCAGACAUCCUCAGAGCCUGUCAAGGUUCUCUCAACAGACUCAGCCAUAAAGCAAGUGUAGAAUUCUUAUUCGGGCUCCCGAUGAAUGACCUUCAUCGAGCUCUUGUGUGGGUGCCACACAACGCGCACGUUUUAGCUCGACGCUCGGGAUUCCCUUCCUGGAGUUGGACAGGCUGGAAAGGUAGAAUUGAGUAUCUUUAUUGGGUAGGCGACAUGGCUGCGUAUGUGGACGAGGAUCCACGACUGCAAAAGAAUGCACCAGGCUCAAUAUUGAAGAGAAAACGCACGGAGCCCCUGGAGACUUAUUUAAAUUAUGCACAGAGGGCUCAGCUGUUGACCUGUGGAGUUACAAACCGCUCGCUGAUGAUCGAGACGACUUCUACCAAGUUUAAACUCCGGCUAGUGCGACGAGAUGGGGAAGUGCAUCGCAACCUCAAGUCAAACAGCCAACAAUCAAAGACGGCGAUUGGGGACCAGUGGACGCUCAUCGGCCAAGAUAAUGCUCCUUUACGCGAUGAGGCGGGCGAGUACCCAAGCUUCGAAUUGACAGAUUCCUUCUUCCGGCUCAAGCCUGAGUAUUCCGAAAUGCUCGUUGCCCAAGGAACCGAGGCAGACUUCAUAUUCGUUGAACAUUGGCCCUGUAUCCGCGACUCAGCUGGAUCGGCAAAGUGGCUUUACAACAUGGUGAGCGCGUUGCUCAUCAUCAGAAACAUUGACGGCACUGCAUGGCGGCUCGCGUCUGCUUUGCUGAAGGCUGAGGAUUGGUAUGCGAAGAACCCACAAUCUGAAAACAUUUGCCUUGUGUGA
Bacidia gigantensis is the source of this 2121-nucleotide messenger RNA. RefSeq lists its product as uncharacterized. NCBI's taxonomy places the organism in Eukaryota, Fungi, Ascomycota, Lecanoromycetes, Lecanorales, Ramalinaceae. The transcript has 2 exons. The record is from RefSeq and is a predicted model, not a curated record. The coding region runs from base 1 to 2121 and encodes 706 amino acids.